CGGCGCUAGUGGCGGGAGGGGCGCUCGUGGAGGCGCAGCUGCAGCAGCAACCGGCGGAGAGGAGGACGACGAUGACACCUCUUCAACUGGCAGCGACCAGCAGCAAGAGCCAGACCCAUUCUACGACGAAGCGGCAGACGAUGCGGAUGAAGCUUGGGCCAAUCGCCAGCGGGGCGGCCGGGUAUCCGACGCCGUACUCUCCUGCCCUGGCUGCUUCACCACCCUCUGCAUCGACUGUCAGCGCCAUGAGAAGUUCCACCAGCAAUACCGAGCCAUGUUUGUAAUGAACUGUCAAGUGGAAGAGGAGGGGGAGGAGGACGGCGGCGCGGGUUUUAACCCGGCGUCACCAGAG
This is a messenger RNA of Astrephomene gubernaculifera, 352 nucleotides long. Lineage: Eukaryota; Viridiplantae; Chlorophyta; Chlorophyceae; Chlamydomonadales; Astrephomenaceae. The record is from the annotation of a GenBank genome assembly.